This is a messenger RNA of Prosopis cineraria, 884 nucleotides long. RefSeq names its product auxin-binding protein T85. Lineage: Eukaryota; Viridiplantae; Streptophyta; Magnoliopsida; Fabales; Fabaceae. The coding region runs from base 28 to 642 and encodes 204 amino acids. Gene Ontology annotation, molecular function: auxin binding. The transcript has 5 exons. The record is from RefSeq and is a predicted model, not a curated record.
CGUGCAAGUCACGUGUUCAGUCGCUUUAUGAGGUGGUUGGCAGCCCCCUCUUCCGUCACCAGAAUUUGUUCGAAGAUGGUUGGGCGUUCUCUCGCCUUCUUCGUUAGCUUCCUCGCUUUUUCUGUCGUCGCUCUUGCCUCUUAUUGCUCCAUCACAGGGUUACCGCUUGUUAGGAAUAUCAGUGAGAUUCCUCAGGAUAACUAUGGAAGGGCAGGUCUUUCUCACAUAACUAUUGUAGGUUCAGUCUUGCAUGGAAUGAGAGAGGUUGAGGUAUGGCUUCAAACAUUUUCACCAGGAUCACGCACUCCAAUUCACAGGCAUUCCUGUGAAGAAGUUUUCAUUGUCCUCAAAGGGAGUGGCACUCUCUAUCUUGCAUCAAGUUCUCACGAAAGAUACCCGGGAAAGCCACAGGAGCACUUUAUCUUUCCAAAUAGCACAUUUCAUAUUCCGGUUAAUGAUGCUCAUCAGUUAUGGAAUACCAAUGAUCGCGAGGAUUUACAAGUGCUUGUUAUCAUAUCAAGACCGCCAAUUAAAGUGUUUAUAUACGAGGACUGGUCCAUGCCUCAUACUGCAGCAAGAUUGAAAUUUCCUUACUACUGGGAUGAGCAAUGUUUUCAAGCACAUCCAAAAGAUGAAUUAUAAUUGAAUCAGGCUUGAUUGCUCUGUCAUUUCCUUUACAGCUGGAAAAAUCAAAAUUAGGACGAGCUUUUCUUUUGAUGUAUUUUUACGUAUACCAUUUGAGUGAACGAAACCGGUAAAAAUGGAGACUUUAAACAUGUAUCUUAUACGUAUCCUAACAGAAGCCUGAUUGUCGAGCCGGUUAAGAAUAUUUACCAGAAUUGGAUCCAAGGGAAAGGGAUGAAGACAGGGCAUUUUAUUGGCAA